AUGUCGACUACUCAGGAAGAAUCAGAUAAGGCUGCGCAGCCUACGAAUGAGACUUUGGUGCCGGACGCUGGAGCUCAAGAUGCUGCUGAAGCUACCGCGAGCUCUGAUGCGACACCGCCCAAGCCUUCACUCUGCGGCGUGUGCAAUGUAAACCCGCCCAAUGAGUAUACUUCCUUUUCCCUAUACCAACCAUUACGAGUCCUAACGAACCUAAGUUGCUCCGUUGCUUGCAACAAGACACAUCGCGAGAACCAUCCUCCUGACCCCGAGCCCGCACCCAAACCCGAGCAACCCCAACCGCAGCAGCAAUCCUCAGAACCGCGACAACCAUUCGACCCUUCAAACCCCUUCCGUGCUCUCGAAUCCUCCGACAAACUACGCCAGCUCUUCCAGAAAUAUCCCCACCUGCCCGACCAACUCCUUCAAAUCCACGCCGCUACCCUCCCACCACCCGAGACCAAGUCUGCCAUUCCUGCCUCCCUGCUCAAAGGCCUACCGCCAAGGAGAGAGACCUGGAACCACGACAUAGGAAUACAGAAUGGCAAGGAGGCUUUGCGCAGGGCCCGCCGCGCUGACGGCGAGGAGGGCGAUGCAAUUCGCGAGUACUCGGAGCUGAUACUGCAUCUCAUGAACACCGAUAACGCUCAAGCCGAUGUCGGCGACAUACUGCGCCAGCAACUCGCACAGGAGGAUACAAAGCUUAUCGAACGCUUAAUGGCACAGGAAAAGCGCUGA
This is a messenger RNA of Fusarium vanettenii 77-13-4, 735 nucleotides long. RefSeq lists its product as uncharacterized. NCBI's taxonomy places the organism in Eukaryota, Fungi, Ascomycota, Sordariomycetes, Hypocreales, Nectriaceae. The transcript has 2 exons. The record is from RefSeq and is a predicted model, not a curated record. Bases 1 to 735 code for a protein of 244 amino acids.